This is a messenger RNA of Penicillium argentinense, 264 nucleotides long. Its product is annotated as proteasome regulatory particle lid subunit SEM1. Gene Ontology annotation, biological process: mRNA export from nucleus; proteasome assembly; double-strand break repair via homologous recombination. The coding region runs from base 1 to 264 and encodes 87 amino acids. Lineage: Eukaryota; Fungi; Ascomycota; Eurotiomycetes; Eurotiales; Aspergillaceae. Gene Ontology annotation, cellular component: proteasome regulatory particle, lid subcomplex; proteasome complex. The transcript has 3 exons. The record is from RefSeq and is a predicted model, not a curated record.
AUGUCCAACACCGCCCCGUCGCAGGCCAAGGCCGAAUCAGACCAGCCCCAGCAGCAACAGAAGCCCCAGGUCCUGGAGGAAGACGACGAGUUUGAGGACUUCCCGGUGGAAGACUGGCCCCAAGAAGAAGCUGAGCAAGCAUCCGGCGCGGCGAACGGUGGGAAUGAGCAUCUGUGGGAGGAAAGCUGGGAUGAUGAUGAUGCCGCGGAGGAUUUCUCCAAGCAGUUGAAGGAGGAGCUCAAGAAAGUCGAGGCCUCGUCCUAA